Arabis nemorensis is the source of this 1110-nucleotide messenger RNA. Lineage: Eukaryota; Viridiplantae; Streptophyta; Magnoliopsida; Brassicales; Brassicaceae. The record is from the annotation of a GenBank genome assembly.
AUGGAAAAGCUUCUCCAACCACCUUCAUCUUCCACACUUGCUUCUUACAAAUCUCAGUUAAGAGCAUCCCCAUCGCUCCUCCGCGUCCACCGUCUCGACUUUCCCAUUCUUACCUUUCCCUCCUCGCGCCGGCUCAGCUCCAUUUCAUGCCUCUUCCGCCACAAUCCAUCUCCAGAUUCGUCUCCAGGAUCGAAUCAGACUACCAAUUUCUUGUUUGAGUCUCCUGAAGCCGAUGGGUCCAAACCUAAUCCAGGAUUUCUCCAACGGAUUGUGAAGACGAAUUUUGAGCAGCGAAAGACCAUAUCGGCGGGAACAAUCAUCCUAGUCUCUGCUGUAGCUGUGUUUUUGCUUAACCCGAUACUUGCGCCACCUGCUUUUGCUAGCUUUCAAACUGCAACUAAAUCUAGCGGCGCUGCUGCUGUUGGCGGAAAACUCCUCCGGACUGAAAUACUGACAAGUGCUUGGACUGGUUUCUUUGCUGGUUGUUUACAUACGCUGUCUGGACCUGAUCACCUUGCUGCUUUGGCUCCAUUAUCAAUUGGACGAACGAGAAUGGAGAGUGCUGCAGUUGGAGCUCUCUGGGGAUGUGGUCACGACGCUGGUCAACUCAUCUUCGGUCUACUAUUUCUUCUUCUAAAAGAUAAGCUCCACAUUGAAGUCAUAAGAACUUGGGGUACAAGAGUUGUGGGUUUGACUCUCCUUGUAAUUGGUGCUAUGGGAAUCAAAGAAGCUUCCGAGAUCCCGGAACCAUGUGUGGUUGCUUUGGAGAAUGGGGAAACAGAUGAGAAAAACUCGAAGAAGAAGAAGAUAGGGUUUGCGACAUUUGCGACUGGGAUUGUUCACGGGCUGCAACCGGAUGCUCUGAUGAUGGUAUUGCCUGCACUUGCUCUUCCUUCUCGGUUAGCCGGUGGUGCGUUUCUGAUAAUGUUCUUGGUUGGGACGGUGAUUGCGAUGGGAAGCUACACGGUGUUUAUAGGGUCGUGUAGUGAGGCGUUGAAAGAGAAGGUUCCUAGGAUCACAGAGAAAUUAACGUGGGCGUCUUCUCUUGUCGCCAUCGGACUCGGAUUGGCAAUUAUUGUCAGCCAGUUCUUUGGAUUCAGCCUUUAUUGA